Anopheles bellator is the source of this 2545-nucleotide messenger RNA. RefSeq names its product alanine--glyoxylate aminotransferase 2, mitochondrial. Bases 210 to 1730 code for a protein of 506 amino acids. Gene Ontology annotation, molecular function: L-alanine:glyoxylate transaminase activity; pyridoxal phosphate binding. The record is from RefSeq and is a predicted model, not a curated record. Gene Ontology annotation, biological process: glyoxylate catabolic process. The transcript has 6 exons. Gene Ontology annotation, cellular component: mitochondrion. NCBI's taxonomy places the organism in Eukaryota, Metazoa, Arthropoda, Insecta, Diptera, Culicidae.
UUUCUGUUCGCUCUGCUUCAUUUCUUGUGAGGUGUUCGCGACGUUAAGAGGGUUGGUCCGCGGACGAUUCCGUGCGUCAGAGCCAUCGCGCGUAAAUUGAUCACCGAAACACGACGAACAUUGCAGAUUGAUUAACUAGUCUCGUUCAUAGUGCACUCAUAAGCUGUUAUUUGAGAAUUUUUCGAUUUUAAAUACAUGUUGUUCUGAACAUGUAUCUGAGUAAUCUGCGCGCGUUAUCAGCACACUCCAUCCGCGCGCAACACCAAUGCGGAAAGCUCACCACAGUGCCGAUCCCACAGGAUUCACCAGAGCUUCCCAAACUACAGAAUGAAGCACCUCUUUAUAAGGGCAAAAGCUACGAACAGAUUACUGCCUUGCGAAAAACGUUUCUAACGCCGAAUGUGACUUCUUACUACAAAAAACCGAUACUCAUUCACAAAGGCAAAAUGCAGUGGCUUUACGAUCACGAGGGAAAACGCUACUUGGACAUGUUUGGUGGUAUCGUUACCGUUUCGGUGGGUCAUUGUCAUCCAAAAGUGAAUGCCGCUUUAGAGGAACAACUACACACCCUGUGGCAUACCACUAACAUAUAUAUGCACCCGAAGGUGCACGAAUAUGCGGAAAAGUUGGUGGCCAAAAUGCCGGGUGAUCUGAAGAACGUAUAUUUCGUCAACUCGGGCUCAGAGGCUAACGACUUAGCGAUGAUGAUAGCAAGGCUGUACACGGGAAACACUGACAUUAUUAGCUUCCGUAACGCUUAUCACGGAGCGUCUCCUUACACCAUGGGACUGACGGCGCAUUCCACCUGGCGCUAUCCGCUGUCCGGCGUCAGCAAUGGCAUUCAGCACGUGAUGAAUCCGGACCCGUACUCUGGCCUUUGGGGCGGCAAACACUGCCGUGAUUCUCCCGUGCAAACAACGCGCGAUUGUGCCUGUCGCGAACAAGACUGCUGCGCGUCGGACAUGUACUACGACCAACUAGAACAGACAUUUAAAUAUUCUCUACCGCGUGGUAAAGUGGCCGCAAUGUUCGCAGAGUCUAUCCAAGGAGUUGGUGGGUCCGUUCAGUAUCCCAAGAGUUACCUGAAACGAGCUGCGGAAUUAGUAAGAGCGAACGGAGGGCUGUUCGUUGCGGACGAGGUGCAGUCCGGUUUCGGAAGAACAGGAGAUCACUACUGGGGUUUCCAAGGCCAUGACGUACUGCCCGACAUUGUGACUAUGGCGAAAGGAAUCGGCAAUGGGUUCCCCAUCGGUGCUGUCGUUACGUCCCGCAAAAUUGCCGAGGUACUUACGCAAGCACUGCACUUCAAUACAUUCGGUGGCAAUCCGCUAGCAAGCGCCGUCGGAAUGGCGGUUCUCGAUGUCAUCGACGAGGAAGCCCUGCAGAAGAACUCGCUAGAAGUGGGAACAUACAUGUUGAAAGGAUUGGAGCGUUUGCGAGAUAAACAUGAUAUUAUUGGCGAUGUUCGUGGAAAGGGGCUGAUGAUCGGCGUGGAAUUGGUGGCCGAUAAGAACACGAGACGACAUUUAAGCGCUCCGCACUUCGUGGACAUCUGGGAAAUGUGCAAAGACAUGGGUGUACUCUUUGGGCGCGGCGGUCUGAAUGCCAAUGUUCUUCGUAUUAAGCCCCCGAUGUGCAUUGGCACGACGGAUGCUGACUACGCACUGGCCGUGAUCGAUUACUGUUGCGAGCAGCACAUGAAGAAACGCAAACGCGGCUGCAGACGAUGAAUGAACAGUGCAUCGCAAUUGUGAUAAGCUUAAAGAUUAAUCCGACUGUGAUUUCAUGGAUUGUGCAUUAUCGUUUCGCAUUAACUAGCCAUUCUUUCGAAGUAUUUUUUACCAGACUGUAAUCAUUCCCCAAACGGCAUUUACAUUUCUUUUUAUGAUGAAUAGAACGAGAAUAUCGCAGCAUAAUCAUGUUUUACUUUCAAGGGCAUACAACAAACAUUCUAGAGGUAGUGUGAAAUUUACCACGAAGACUCUGCAUUUUAACAAAUAAUACUGAUAGUGUAAUAAAACGUGUUUUCAUGCUAAUCGGUGUGCUGAGCCUCAAUUUUCCCACCAUCAUUUUGUGACAAACGACUAAUGCCCGACUAUGGAAGUGUUGUUGGCAAUACGCUUGACGACAUUGACAAGACUUGCACUGUUAUUUCCAUUGUAAAAUUAAUGUGAUUUCUUAAACAAUCGAAGAAUGAAGAAUGAUUCAUAAAAACGAAAAGACACCUUGAACAUUCUUUUCAAAAUUACUACAAAAAAGCAAUUCUCAUAAUAUGUGUUUUGUGUGUUAAGCAAUGUUCUAGAUAAUGGUUCUCAGGUAUACCUUACCACAAUAUAUUAUCCACAAAUGAGCACCGUUUGACACAGUAAAUUAUUCAUAUACGGUACGUAUGACCUACCCUGCAAAAAUAAAAAUAUAUGUAUUUAGUUGAAAACAUACAAAGCAAAUAUUACAUACAUACUUACUAGAGAAUACAGUACAUUUCAAAGUGCAGUUCAUAUCUCAUUGCCUUGAUUGUAGUGUAACGUUGAAUGGCAAGUUCAAG